AUGUCGAAGAAACUUAAAGCCCUUCAUAAGAGAUAUGAUGAGGAAGGGACGAUAUUGGUUAAGGAUACACAAUUUGUGAAAGAGUACGCAACAGAAUUUAAAGAAUGGGUUCAAGAAUUCGUUGGAAAACCGGUGAAAUGGACAUACCCAUCACCAAAAAUAUAUGUAUCCAAAUUCUUGCAUCUGUUAUGUCGUCUUCAAUCCAUUGAUCCUACAAUUGCUUCGACAUACGUUGACAUUUUACAAAUGGUUGUUAUGCCUGGCAAUGAUCCGCAAAUUCGCUAUCAAGGAGUGUGCGCAUCGUAUAAUGUCAUCUCUUUAAUGUAUGAGUUUAUGAUUGGAAUGUAUUGGAUUGACAAUAUUUUUGUUUUUAUUUUCUCUCGCGAUCCAGUUAAAUACGCAGAAAGAGUCUUAGGCAUUGGCGAGCUUCGAGCACCAACUGGUGAUGAUAUGAUUGAAUACGCAAAUGUAAUUAUUAAAGAAUUAAAUCCAGAAUUACCGGAACACUUUCAAUUUUGGUGGUCGAUGCUUAGCAAAUGUUUCAUUCCUCAUGUAUUUAAGAGUAACAUUUCAGGAAAUCCAAAAGCAAUUAAUGAUUUGAAAAUAACAUUGGCCGAAGCAUUUUUCAAGAAUCUAACGAUCUACAAAUCACGCGUACUUAUCGGUGUUAGUCUUGAAGAACGAAUUCCGAUUAAAUAUCAAGACGAUCCGCUCAUUAUUUCCACAUUUCACGCAAAUAUGCUUUUAAUUCAAUAUACAAUCAACGUAGCGAAAGAACAAACCAACGAUAAGAAACAUUACUUAGAGAGAUUGCAAUUUUUCUUUGAACAAGUUUUCAAAGUUGAAGUUUAUCUCAAAGAUACGCUAGUUACAAACAGAGUAUUCGAUAAAAUAUAUGCAGAUUAUCCAUUCAAAUGCAAAGCCGCUAUAUUUACAGAUUUAAAGCCAGCAGAUAAUAAAAUAAUCGAAUAUAUUAUUAAUACGAUCAAAAAAGAGAAAGCAUCGAUGGCCCUUAAGGAAUUUAUGAUCAACUGUUACGAAGGAUAUCGUCUGGAGUUCAAACAGCUCAUUAGAAAACAAAAUUUAGCAGAUAAUCAAAUAAAAUCUCAAUUAUCCAUUAUUAUGCCUUUAUUCUAUACCGCGAUAAUAGUAUACUUCCAAUCAAUUACCAGACUUCAAAUCAGCGAUGCUGCUUCGUUCCAAAUGCAAAUAUUUAAUUCCAAAACGCCAGAUCAAUCAUUCGGUCUUGUUUUCUUCCUUUCCAUGCUACUCAAUAUUCGUAAUUUCGCUCCUGAGCACUUUCUUCCUCUAAUUUCAGUUCCAAAAUGCAAAAAUUACGUCGAAAUCCUUGAUUUCUUUGGCAAAGCCAUCGCAUUGGAAGCAGUGAAGAACAUAAACAAGGAAAUUGCUAACGAUUACGAAAAUACUCUUAAAUAUGUUUUAUCCCAAAUUGUAGAGAAGCUUCCACCGAAUUCCGACAGUGUUUUCUCGACCACUGGGUUCAUUUUGAUACCUUUCAACCUUCAAAACAUGAGCACGAACCAGUUACAAGCUUUAAUUUCGAAUAUCUUCAAAGUCGCCGAUAAUUUUUUCGAAGAUGUCUGCGAAGUUGCAUUUAUUGAACAAUACGUAACAUUCUGCAAGAAGUACGGCAAGCCAUAUCGUAAAAACUACUUCAUUCAGUCAUUAGUUCCCGAAAUCAUCUCAAAAUUCCAAAAUUACGACAUUUCCCACUUGGCCACACAAACAUUGGAGUCAUACAUCAACUUCAUGACCGAUUUCAUUGCAAAUGACGUAAUUUCUGAAAAUGACAAAAUUAUUUAUUACUUAACUGUUAAUAAAUGGCUUGAUCAGAGGGAUAACAGGCAGAUCUACGCAAUUAAAGCAUCAAUGGUCAUUAUAAAGUGUCUGAAUUACCUAUCCUAUGAAAUUAUUGUCAAAAUUUCAAUUGCUUUGACAAAUAUUGACAAAAAAGAUCUAAAAAGUGACAUUUUAUUAGAUCCUUUGAAGUGUGCCAUUAAUUUAGUUUCUGAAGUUCUGUUUUGCUGCGACGAGAUGUCAGAAGUCAACAGAAUGCUCGUAAUUAAAAAUGUUGACAUGUUUUUUGACGAAAUUCUGACAUUGGCAAAAACAAAUCAAAAUUUGCCAAUAAUUCAGAUGGCAGUUUUACUUUUGACAUCUAUUUUGUCAUUCUCCAAAAAUGAACAGAAAAUCGUUUACUUUUUAACGAUGAAAAACGUUUUUGGUAUUUCAAACCAUGUUUUAGUGAAAAAGUGGACAAUUUUAGGGCAAAAUCCACAAUUUUUGAACCAAAACCAGAUGAUAAAAGACUGUAUAAUCAACGCGUUCGACGAAUUCAUUUCUCCAAGGAAUUCCCAGUUCUUGACAACGAAAAUUAUUCUGGAAAUUUGUUUGUUCGCUGGAGAAAUUUUGUACCAAUUUUCUGAUGAUCAAAAAGUGACAGAAAAGUGUCUAAAUAUUUUGACACACACAUAUGAAAACAACGAAGAACUGAAAAUGAUGCGAGAUUACGCGAUCCACUUGAUUUCGUCGUAUAAAAACAGUUUGCCGAAAAUAGAAAAUAAUUUUGAAUUUGACAAAUUACAUUUGACAGUUUUGUGUCAAGAUGGCAAAAUAAAGUUGACAGGAAUGACAAAUUCUGUUCGUAAUCCAUUGAAUUUUGUCAAAACUGAUUUAUUUAAUUUUGAUUUGUCGCAUAUAGAAAAUGAAGUUAAAUUUGGAGAAAGAACUCCUCAUUGCAAUUUAUACUAUGUUUGUAAGGACCAAAAGAAGUUUUCUGAUAUAGAAAAGAACGAUUGGAGUGUUGUUUCCAAACAUUUCUUUUCUUUCGCGACGUCGCUUGGCAAAUUGAAGAAGUACGAAAUAGAGUGGACUUAUUUCACACACAGAAUUAAUUUUUCUUUAGUUCCUUGUUAUGUAUCGAAACUGGAAGACAAAACAGAGUUUGAUUCAGUGAAUAUGAACGGAAUAAGAAGGAAAUGUGGAAUAUUCUGGAUUGGAAAUGGAAGAAGAGUUGAUUUCAGAAAUUUGAUUCAGAAAAAGAAAUUUGAUUUAGUUAUUUCUAUUUCUCAAAUCAAUGCUGAGUUGUAUUUCUUGUCUUGUCACUCUUCAAGAGAACAGACAACUCAGAUAUUCGAUGAAAUCACGCUCAGAAUAGAGUGCUUGCCAACAAUCAUUAGAUGGAUUGUUGAUAAUUAUAAUGUAUGUUAA
Messenger RNA from Trichomonas vaginalis G3, 3231 nucleotides. Its product is annotated as armadillo (ARM) repeat-containing protein family. The coding region runs from base 1 to 3231 and encodes 1076 amino acids. Lineage: Eukaryota; Parabasalia; Trichomonadida; Trichomonadidae. The record is from RefSeq and is a predicted model, not a curated record. The transcript has a single exon.